Nasonia vitripennis (jewel wasp) is the source of this 1470-nucleotide messenger RNA. RefSeq names its product actin related protein 11 (gene Arp10). Gene Ontology annotation, biological process: retrograde axonal transport of mitochondrion. Bases 132 to 1262 code for a protein of 376 amino acids. The transcript has 5 exons. The record is from RefSeq and is marked validated. NCBI's taxonomy places the organism in Eukaryota, Metazoa, Arthropoda, Insecta, Hymenoptera, Pteromalidae.
GAUGUCCAACGAUCUCUACUGCUCCAAAAUCAUUGACACAAAUGUGCAAGUUCCAAACUUUUGGAUAAUGAAUAGAAAAGCUUGUCUAUUCAUACUUGUUUAAAUGAUCGGUAAACAAAGCAAAAUUAAAGAUGUUGCGCGGGUAUGAGGGAAUACGAUACAUCUCGGACAAGCAAGUGAUAAUUUUUGAUAUUGGGAGUGCCUACACAAAGUAUGGUUACGCGGGUGAAGCUGCGCCUCGCGGUAUUAUAAGAACAGAAGUCAAGUGCCCGGAGAGUAAAGAAUUCAGGAAAAUCUUCAGUUACAAAGAUGAGGACGACUUGUACCAACUCCUUGUUGAAUUUCUACAUUAUAUAUUUUUCAAACGCACAGUGAUCAGUCCAAAGGACAUUAGGAUUGUUAUUUUGGAAUCGCCAUUGAUUCCAUCAAAAUUUAGGAACACCUUGGUAAAAGUUAUGUUUAGGCACUUUGAAGUUGGAUCAUUGAUGGUCCUUCCAGCUCACUUGGUUACCAUCAGCACACUAGGAAUGGAUACCGCUAUGGUAUUAGAUGUUGGUUAUGAAGAAGCAACUCUUAUUCCAGUAUUCGAGGGUGUGCCCAUUCUCAAAGCAUGGCAAGCCCUUCCUUUGGCAAGCAAGGCUGUUCAUAAAUGCAUCAGCAAAGGUCUUCAAGAUGUAUUAUCAGAAAAAGAAUUGAAUGAGAAACUGAUAGAAGAUAUUAAAGUGCAAACUUGUUUUGUGACAACUAUGGAGCGCUCUGCUAAGUUAGAAACAGAUAAUCCACCUACGCCGCCACCAAGUGUCAAGUAUUACACUACAAGGACAUUUGAAAUUCCUGGCAUCAUCAGGGAAAAGGCAUAUGAAGUUUUGUGGGAAAGAGACAAUGAUAAUCUUAGUUUACCAACUAUGAUCUUAGAUGCUCUUAUCAAGUGCCCAGUUGACACAAGGCGACAAUUAGCAGAAAAUAUUUUACUUAUUGGAGGAACUACAAUGGCAAAAGGUUUUGCAAGUAGAUUAAAGUCUGAACUGUUACAUUUAGUAAACAGUGAAUUAUAUGCAGAAAAAUUAAAAGUGAGGACAUUUAAAUUUCAUUCUGCACCAAGCAAACCAAAUUAUACUGCAUGGUUGGGAGGUGCAAUCUUUGGAAUAGCAGAUCUACCAUCAAGGUGCAUUUCGAAAGAAAAUUAUCUUGAAUACAAUAGAGUACCUGACUGGGUUAAUCUCAUAGACAACAAAAAAGAUGAAACAUCAAAUACUAUUUAGCAUUAGGCUUCUUACAUAUAUAUAUUUUUAAUUUUAUUGAAUAUAUCAUUUACUUGCUAUUUGAAGUGGCUUUACACUGUAUAAAAACGAGAUACGCGCAAUUUAUAUAUUUGUAUUCAAUUUUGGUAUCAUUUAUUCUUCACAAUUUUAUAUACCUAUUACCUGCAACUGUUUGAUGAAAAUAAUAAAUACUAACGUUUUAAGACAA